GUAGUGGUGGGGCUGGAAGGAUAAUACCGAAGUACCGCUCACGGUCACGGAUCACCGAUCACCAUCGGGCAUUGGGCAGUGGGCAGCGACGAGGACGACCACCUACGCCGGAUUACUAUAAAUUAUAAUGUUUAAACCCUGCCGGAAUUUAUUACGUUGUUCGUAGAAAAAAAGAUAAACCCAACACAUGUAUUCGGGGUGUACGUCUGCUGCUGACUGCUAUAAAAAAUAUCCCAAGCAGUCAUCUCUCCGAACAGUUUGAACCGUAUCUCGMCUAAUCGCUACAACAACUACCUAGUCGCGUCUCGCGUUACUGCUUUAGUCGUUAGCUGCACUCGGAACAGUCGUAAUCGGCGAAGCACGUGUAGUCGCCACACCGAAACACCAACUAUUAUAGAUAGUAUACAAUAGUCUCAGCUGUUGUAUUUACACGAUGUCGAAAAAAAUUAACACCGGUGUUGCGGGUCUGUCUUCGCCUGGUAUGAAACAUCGCUCAGACGGAUUUAGUUUAGGGUUGGAACCAGAAAUGAUUAUCAACUCGAAACCGGUAGAAGGAACAAAUUACCUUUUGAUGAAAUGGAAAGACGUCAAAGAACCAUCUUACGUCAAGGCUUCGGUUGCUAAUAAAAAAUGCCCAAGUAUUGUUAUUGAUUUUUAUCAAAGCCACCUUACAUGGUCUAAUUUUUAAUGUAAUGUAUGAAUACUAUAUAAAUUUUAUUUUAUUUAUAAAUAUAUUUUUAAAUACUUUUUGCAUUAUGUCUUAUCUAGGUAUAUGAUUCUAUAAUUUUAGAUCAUGUACACAUGUACAAUAUUUUGUAAUACCUAUACUAAUUAUUAAAUUAAAUUUUAUACCAUUAUUUACUACAUAUGUAUUACAGUUUAUUAUUAUGCCUAGCAUACAAUUUAUCGUCAAUAACUUAUUGUUAACAUAUUUCAUGUUUAUUUCACUUUCAAGAUGUAUAUAGUAUUUUUUAGCUUAACAAUAUAUGUAUAACCAACACUUAUAUAAG
Molecule: messenger RNA, 1010 nt
Organism: Diuraphis noxia (Russian wheat aphid)
Lineage: Eukaryota; Metazoa; Arthropoda; Insecta; Hemiptera; Aphididae
Product: chromobox protein homolog 1-like
Cellular component (GO): nucleus
Source: RefSeq, a predicted model, not a curated record